GAAGGCCUAGGCGCUAGGCGUAGGGGCAUCGUUGUGUGCGUGGUGUUGCCUGCGUCUCUCCUGUGAUUUCGUGCUGCGGAGUUGACGAGCGUCACAAUGAUCAAGCUCUUCUCCCUCAAGCAGCAACAGAAGGAUGGUGAGGCGACGGGCAACAAGCCGGCGAGCCAGAAGCGUGCCUCGGCGGCCCAGCUACGCAUUACGAAGGACAUCAACGAGUUGAACUUGCCGAAGACCUGUCAGAUGGAGUUCCCCGAUCCGGACGAUCUGCUGAACUUCAAGCUGGUUAUCUGCCCAGACGAGGGCUUCUACCGGAACGGCCGCUUCGUGUUCAGCUUCCGUGUAAGCCCAAACUACCCGCACGAACCUCCCAAGGUCAAGUGCGACACAAUGGUCUACCACCCGAACAUAGACCUGGACGGCAACGUCUGCCUCAACAUCCUGCGCGAAGAUUGGAAGCCUGUGCUGACGGUCAAUUCGAUUGUCUACGGCCUGCAGUACCUCUUCCUCGAGCCCAACCCCGAGGACCCACUCAACAAGGACGCCGCCGAAGUUCUGCAGAGCAACCGGAGACUGUUCGAACAAAACGUCAAGAAGGCCAUGCUUGGAGGCUACAUCGGCGCGACGUACUUUGAACGGUGCCUGAAGUAGCCCUACCCGCUAUGCUGUCUUCUCUUAUCCUUUGGGGGUUUGCAGGAAAGAAAAAAAAAUAAUAAAGUGUGAUGAUGCUGCCGCUGCUACUGGUGCUGACGUCCCCGCCGUCGCCGCAACAACAGUUGUGCUGCUUUAGGUGCUUUGCAGUGCUCGACUUGUGCCAGGCAUCAGAUGUAUGUAUUGAUAUGUGUCACUGGGCCGUUACAAACCUCUUAGUAGGCUUUUAACGGGCCGUGUUUAUUCUGCUUAUUAGAAAAUCUCCUUAUCGCUAGUUUGCGGCUCAGCUUUACGUUGAGGGAAAAACUGUAGGCCCUUGUUUUGUAAUGUUUUGUGUAACAUGAUUGUUGCGGUCGCCACGAAGCUCUUUGGUGUUUUACUGCUCGUUUCUGAUGCUCACGAGUUUCAGCGAAGCGCCUCUACGUAUUGUACGCACAGUGAAGCUCACAGUUCUGCCCUCUUUUAACUUCGGCCUUUUUUUUGUUAGACGUAGCAAUGGUCUUAUGCAACAGGCACGCGCUUCUGAGACACCUCCAUUAAGAAGGUAGUUACGAUGCUCUGGUUAUAUGGCUACGCGUGAAAUGGCAUAUGCGGUUCAUCAGUCGUGGGUCGAAGUGCAUUUGCCUUCACCAGAUCCGUGAAUUUCUUUACAUGAGUGUUUAUUACCUGUAACAUUGUUCCUACUGGCCUCGUCUGGUCUAAUGGAGCCAGGCUUCGCAGACAGACAGUGUGCAAGUACUGGGACAUAUAGUGCUCUAUAGAUGUGUAAAGAAAGGUAUCACGCAUGCCACUUAUGCCAGGGAUGAGUGUGUUCAUUGCAUUUUGCUUGACAAUACCAUGACUGUGCUUGAUGUGUAAUUUUUUGUAAUCUUGACUUCAAAUCUUGAAAUUACCGGUUGGCACCCUAAUCACGUGAGAAGUGGUCUUGUUUACAGUAACUUACGAUUCAUUGUUCACAGCGUAGUGUUACCUUGUGACCCUGAUAGGCACUGUUGUACAGCUGCGAAUGAUGCAGCACUCUAAAGAAUUAAACAUUUUUAAUCCCUUGUGAAACUUGAUCAACAGGUGAGCAAUUUUACUCUUAUCAGCAUGUAACGUGCUAGAGUGGAACUUUUCACCUGCACUCUCCAAGCUGCAGUUUUUCCAUAUGGCAUACUAUGUAGGAGAGCUGCAUUAAACCAGCAGUCUCACCCUGGCAAGAACGUGUGCACGCCGAGUUGUUCGGUACUAAGUGUUGUGUCAGGACUUUGAUUCCUGGCUUGCUACAACUCUUCUCUACUGGCAUCCGUGUUUUGCUGUAAACCGUGAUGAUUUUACUGUUAUCAUCAACCCAAAAGUUCAGACUGUUUUACUCACCUGUGCAUGCUGCCCCCCCCCCCCCCCCUAUUGUCUACGUAAUCCUGCAGUGGUGCUGCACUUUGCCUUUUAAGCUUCUGCCCCCCCCCCUCUCCAUCUUACACUGUGCUGUCCACUUUUUUAAAAUGAGGCUGGGACACUCUUCUUCUAGUCUUAAGUCAUUUUUCCAGUCAAGCAGAAGAAAGGUCCCCCUGCCACCCCAGGUGCCAAAGUGUCCAAGGAGUUGGCUUUGCUUUGAAAACAGCACCUGUAACAGCAGCAGUAAUCAGUCCUUUUUGGUAGAUAUAUUAGUUGCCAAUGCACACCGAGUUCUGUUGCAAGAGCCGUUGCUGUCCAAAGCUGUGCAUGCGUGCGCACUCUCUCAAGCUUUUGAAAUGUGCGAUGCCGUGGGCAGGACAUGUAAGCACCAGUGUCGCGAGCAGUCUUGUGUGCCGUGUGGCUUGUGAGAUUUCUUUGUUUGCUCGGGUCUCAGCCAAGGGACAAACCAUCGUUUGAUCUCGUAGUGGUCCGAGUCGCAGUUGCCAAGGUAACUUCACGAGCCAUCCCGCGUGUUAUUGAAAGGGAGCCAUGCUCCCUAGUUGCAGCUUGUGUUAGAUGCCGCAGUGUGUGUGCAUGUAUGUGCGUGUGUGCGUCGAGCAUCAUUGUUGGGUUUGUAUCUUGCGUUGGUGGCUCGGCAUGCUGAUAUCAGGAAUGCAGAAACAUUUCUUUUAAGUCGUGUCGAAAGGACCUUGACAACUUUUUUUUUUUUUUUUUUAAUCUUAUUCCUGCAUCUGCACAGGGCAGGCAUCCUUGUUUAACCCUGGGUUGAGUGAAUAAAUAGAAAUGCUGGUUGCGACUGCAA
This is a messenger RNA of Dermacentor andersoni, 2845 nucleotides long. RefSeq names its product NEDD8-conjugating enzyme UbcE2M (gene UbcE2M). The record is from RefSeq and is a predicted model, not a curated record. Lineage: Eukaryota; Metazoa; Arthropoda; Arachnida; Ixodida; Ixodidae.